CUGUCAUAUUUUUGUGCUAAAAUUCGUAAGUGGUAAAGAACGUAAAGGAGUUAAAGAACUAAAGAAGUAAAGAAGAACAGCUGUGUCCGCCGAGAGGCCCCCGAGUAAGGGAGCAGUUGAGCGAUGAAGUGGAAAAUUUUUGCUACGCUGUUUGAGAUAUUCGUAGGCAUAUCGGCAUCUACACAUUGGGUUGUUACAGAGAAUGGACGUGUACAAUCACAGCUGGACUCAGCUUUCCAUCUUCGCCGCCCAUAUGAUCUGCUGGCACUGCUGGAGCAGGAAUCACGAGUCAGAAACAUAGACAUGCUGUACAAGGAACUGGUGUCACACAAAGCUGCCAUAGACAGAAAGUGGGCCAGUCUAGAGGGUGCAACAGACCUAGAAGCUCGAUUGUAUUCACAUGAUCCUGAUUGUCUUUGGGCUGGACAUCCUUUGUCAGAUACAGACUUAUAUCCCAGCCUGGCUGGUGAUAUCCAGGAUCGCAUUAGGUUGGAUCAGUACCUUCCAAUUGGUGUACCUGCAGAUGGACCUUCAUUGCCUUUCUGUAUGCACACAUUUUCCUUGGAUUUCAGUAUGCAAACAUUUGAGCACCUCCAUGCAAUGGUGGCAAGAGCUAACCUCUCAUCAAGUCCUGAACUGGGCCUUGCAGCAGCUAUACUGGGGGACACAGAUGUGGCCCAGUUUGGUCACCACGUGGCUCUGGGACUGCAGAGGAACUCCACUUCCUGGUUUCAUCACAACUUGGCUUCCAUAUAUUGGCGCAUUAGAGGAGAUGCACCAAAUGCAGUAGAAUGUGCACGCAAGGCUGUGCACUUUGCACCCAGGCAGUACAGAGACCUGGCUCUGCUCAAUCUUGGCGCUAUUUUUCACCAGUCUCGGUUCUCAGCUGAAGCAGCCAUAAUUCUUCACGCAGCUGUGGAUCAUGCUCCCCUGAUGGCCCCUAAUCACUUUUUGCUUGGUAAUGUGUACGCAGUUCUUGGAGACUACAACAGGUCAGUGGCAUGUUAUGACAAUGCAGUGAAGCUGAAGCCUGGUAUGGAUCAAGUAAUCCGGACUAAACAUUCUGUACUGUGCCACAGGAAAUUGGAAAAAGGCCUUCUUGAUCUUCAUGAGUCGCUGCAGUUCAUUUUAGCUGAACUGCAUGACUAUCACACUAAACAAGAGCAGUGGUUGAAGCACCAGGAAAAACUGGUCUGGGAGCAAGCUCCCCUAGAUGUUCGUUUGUUGGGACAAGAUCAUAGUUCCUUACUGAGUAAUAGAGGUCAGAGCUGUAUGCAGCGGGUCCAGGAUGGACGUCCAGUGUUGAGUUGUGAUGUGAACAGCGACAGUCAGUUGCUAGCGCACAGUCUACAGAUUGACAUCACUCUUAGUCUCCAGAUGCUUCUCAAGAAUGUGGAAUCCCAGGCAAAGAAGAUCAGUGAACAGAUGUCGCGACGAGGUCCUUUGUCUCCUGAGCUGAUGACACGAGAUCAGAAUGGGGCUCAGAUACUGCAAGCUGAAGGUCAGGAAGUGCUGUCAGGCAGCAGCAUCAAGUAUCACAGUCCCACAGUUGCACCUGUGUUUCCUGCAGAAGCCAUUGAAAAAACAGAGGAUCCUACCCAAGCAUAUGAACAGGAAGACUGGCCCCGCCAGGAGGAAUGCAUGGCACUGACUUCAUCAGACUACUUCCCCCCUGUGUUCCUGCCUCCAGAGAAUAAGGGAUUUGAAGUGCACUUAUAUCUGGGCCAACUGAUAGACUUAGCUCCUGGCACAGAGCAUCCUCUGCCAUGGUACCCACCUCUUUGUGAUGUUGCCAGCACUGAUGCUGAUCCAGAGCUGGAUGCUUACUUCCCGUCCUCGCUAACGAAAGAUGGUCUCCUGGAUGUUCCCGUCCGGGAGGCCAGUCUCAGGCGGCAUCUCACUAAAUAUGUUAGUGAGGGACAUAACAUGGUGGAAGCAGAGAUUGGGCAACGGAUUCUCACGGCCAUCAAUAAGGGUGUUGGUCCAGGCUGGCUUCUGCAGACCAUAGCCUCUCUGUAUUGGCGUAUACGUGGAAAUUCCCGUAAUGCAAUGAACUGUCUCCGUAUGGCUCUCACAUCAGCUCCAAGAGAGUUUCAUGAUGUGGUGUUGGUAUCUUUGGGCUCUUUGCUUCAUAAGCUGGGAUAUCUGGAUGAAGCACUUCGAGCUGCAUCAGAUGCACUAGCUAUAAAUACUGUAGAGCCAGCAACACAUUUCUUACUGGCAUCUGUGCUGGAUGGUAAGGGUAACCAUACUGGAGCCAUACAUCACCUCAAACAGGUCUUGACUGUGAAUCCAAACUUUCUGGAGGGUGGUGACGUAGAGAAAUAUCUGGUGGCGGUUUCAUGUCGUGAAAAGUUCAGUGCUAGUGGAUACACCACAGCUUCAGGACAAGACAGCCCUGAGGAAAUGUGUGGGGCUACGAGUGGAGUGCAAGGAGGCAGGCAUAUUGCUGUGGAAGGACUCAAGGAGGGAGAGACAGUCCUUUGCAGUCCAAAUGGGGAGCAGUGUCAUGCUGUUCAGUGCUUUUCAACCACCCAUGACAGUGGUGGAAUUGUGACCCUUGAGCCAGCUGCAGUGUCUCGACUCUUGGGUCUCGGCUUGGGAGGUCAGUGUGGAGAGGGUCAUGGCCUGCUUACUGAUGUGCUUGCUGUGGAGGUAGACAGCAGAGCAACUGAACAAGUGGAUGAAACAGAACUUGAACGCAUGACUGAUGAUAGGGCUGUUCCCAAUAUGAGUCCUCGCAGUUAUCCAAGUUUUAAAACCUAAAGACAGACACAUAAAGUUGUAAUACAUUCCCUGAAAAGAGAUUAUUUAUGACUUUAAUAAGUUGGUAUCAGUGCUGUUAGGAAAAGUAAACUGUUAUUGGACAGACAUGUGUUUAAAUUGGUGCUUUUAAGCUCUUCCAUAUCCAGAUCAUUCCAUAUACGUUACAUAUGUGUAUGUCACAUAUUGAACAUUAUGUAUGAUGUUCAAAGUAGAUUCGUUGUCAUGUGGGUUAUCUGUUGGGGCUAGAGGUCACAUGUUGUUAUGUCAUAACCAAAGUUGCUGUUUUGGAGUCAGCUUGUAGAUUUCAACUUUGCAGUGUCAGUUUAUACAUUCUUAAAUGUGUGUUGCUGUUCAUUCAUACACAGACAGCUAACACGGUGGAGAGCAUUAUCCCUUUUGGCAGUGUACAGUUUCUUUAUGCAGUUGCCAGAAGAUUAUGACAUAUACACAGUAACUGUAUGUUCUGUUGUUAUGAGCAAGAAAAUUAAAUGAAAAAUAAAUAAGGAAACCAUUUGCACUUGGUAGGCAACUGGAGGAAGUAAUACAAAAGGGAACUUCUGACAGUAUUAGUAGGCUAGUUUACAUAAUAAUGGAUUGUCCAAUAGUUUUAAAAGUCCAUAGUGUUAUCAGCCAAUGUAAUUUCAUCUAAAAUUGAUGGCUUCUGUACUCACAAGAUCAUAAUCCAAUAACGGACUCUUAACCUUUGAAUAAGAUGAAAGUUUUAUGUUCUAUUAA
This is a messenger RNA of Cryptotermes secundus, 3501 nucleotides long. Its product is annotated as tetratricopeptide repeat protein 17. NCBI's taxonomy places the organism in Eukaryota, Metazoa, Arthropoda, Insecta, Blattodea, Kalotermitidae. Gene Ontology annotation, molecular function: protein binding. The record is from RefSeq and is a predicted model, not a curated record. Bases 124 to 2766 code for a protein of 880 amino acids. Gene Ontology annotation, cellular component: cytoplasm; actin cytoskeleton. Gene Ontology annotation, biological process: actin filament polymerization. The transcript is spliced from 14 exons.